AUGCAAAGCUUGCAGUCGAGCAGGCAAAGUUUGUGCUGGCUACGAUCAUGUGCCUCGGUCGAUGCAGAGCCUGGGACCAAGAAGACUCGAACCACUACUGCCAAGGCUUCCUUUCACGCCGACUGUCAACCUCCGCGAUCACGAGAGCAUCUCGCUGGACUUCUUUCGCUUGUUCACCAUCAAUUACCACAAAAGACCUGGUGGCAGCAUAUAAUCCUGGAUCUGAGUAAGAAGGAGCCGGUCUUGGCGCAUGCGGCCACGGCUUUAGGCUCAAUGCAUCGUGCCAUAGCUCCUCCAGGCGACUGCAAGGAGCUAAGCGUCAAUACAGACCAACGCCAGAUUGCUACAGAUCAGUACACCAAAGCCGUGGCUUUGAUGCGACGAUACAUCGAUGAGUGCUUUCGGGGCGAUCGCGUCCUCAGUCAAGAUCAGCUCGUAGUGGUACUGUUGGCAUGCCUGCUAUUCUUCUGCUUCGAAGCGUACGUCGGUCACGAUGAGCAGGCUUCCCUUCACCUACGCACUGGCUCGCGGGUACUGUACGAGCAACGGCGAGAUCUUGAGGCAGCGCAGACGAGAGACGCAGGAGAUCGCGUGAUUACAACAAGAGCCCAUAUGCGAAGCUAUCUGGACGCAUUGACCUAUACAUUCGUUCUGCUGGACAACGACCUCAAUAUGGUAGACGAAGAGGAGCGAUACCUGACCACGAUUUGCCUGGAUAAGAUGCCUUCAUAA
Molecule: messenger RNA, 732 nt
Organism: Fulvia fulva
Lineage: Eukaryota; Fungi; Ascomycota; Dothideomycetes; Mycosphaerellales; Mycosphaerellaceae
Exons: 2
Coding region: 1-732 (243 amino acids)
Source: RefSeq, a predicted model, not a curated record